Molecule: messenger RNA, 1236 nt
Organism: Acytostelium subglobosum LB1
Lineage: Eukaryota; Evosea; Eumycetozoa; Acytosteliales; Acytosteliaceae
Exons: 1
Coding region: 1-1236 (411 amino acids)
Source: RefSeq, a predicted model, not a curated record
AUGGCAAAGCAACAACAACAAAAUAACAACAACAAACAGUUCAAUAUACAACUACAGGACACGAAUCGUGAGGCUGAUAGCGAUUUGGAUGUAGUUGUCAAGAAUACACCAUUCUUGAUCGUAUUGAAUGUGGUUGCCGGUGCAGACUUCUCAUUCGAUGCAAAGAGGUUCUCAAAGGAUGAUGUCAACCUGCAGUUGGUCUAUGACGACAACACAGGUGCCGAUAGCAACCAAGGUGUCACCUACAGAAAGACAAAGCCACUCGACUACAACGUCUACUUAAAGGAUCGCUCAAUGACAAUCGAGACUCGUCUCCAUGUCUUGUCGUCCAAGCACGAGAACAACUGUUUCAGAGUGUCAGUAGAGUUCAACGGUCACCGUCUUGUGACCAAGUCGAUAAAGUGUGUGUCAAAGUUGGUGGUCGAGUCAAAGAAGAGGACCAAGAAGGUUCAGCAACCAGCCUCUUCACCAUUGAUGGUGCCCAACUCACCAGAGAUGCAGGACAUUGUCCCAGCCAAGACAAGCAACAAGAGAAAGUCCAUGGAGACUGAGCCAGCCGUCUCAGAGACCAUGUCCAAGAGCCUAAAGAAGCUCAAGUCUCAGCAGAAGAAGGAUAGAGAGCUGAUCACCUUGCUCUACAAGCAGAAUGUCAUGCUGCUCAACCAAGUCAACACCCUCACCAAGGGCCUCAACACACUCAUCACCGUGCACAAUGACACCUCCUCUUCAAUGCCCUCCUCUCCAUGCUCCCUCCCAAUGUAUUCGCCCUCAUCACCAGCCGACUCAUCGGUCGCCUCGGACGACAUUGGCAUCUUCCCUCACGUGCACACACCAUCAAUCGAGUCGUUCAGCCAGGAUCAGUGCUCAUUCAACUAUGACGACAACAACAACAUGGAUGAAACCUGCCAACAACAGCACAACAACAUCAACAACACAUGCCUUCCAGUAGAUAGCUAUCAACAACAAUCGCAAUUGGUCGCCAUCCCCACUGACUUCUCACUUUUUAAUGAACAGGUAAUGCCCGCAUCCAAUUAUUCAGCAGUCACUGCUGAUGAUCAUAGCGGAUACACAGAGACUGCCUAUAAUACGCAACAGUUGAACACUUAUUCACCAUCUUCUUAUUUAGAUGUAAAUCUAGAUUUCAACAGCAUCUCUGGCAGCUGUAAUGCCACAAUGUUCCCCAACGUCAUGACCGAACUGUCCCGUGUCAACGAUCUCUCCGUCUUCCAAUGUUAA